Molecule: messenger RNA, 2364 nt
Organism: Boeremia exigua
Lineage: Eukaryota; Fungi; Ascomycota; Dothideomycetes; Pleosporales; Didymellaceae
Exons: 2
Coding region: 1-2364 (787 amino acids)
Source: RefSeq, a predicted model, not a curated record
AUGCAAGUCCUAAUAAAUAACAGAGACGCCAUUGCACAAUGGCUUGCGACUACUGCUAAAAGUAGAGGUUACCUCUCUUCUAAAGCUAAAGGCUCUGGUAAGACCGGCCGCCCGACGUACACGAUCCCAACGAAAGAGUGGACGCCGAUGGCUGAAUUCAUCGCCGCCUUGGUUGAUCCCCCUGUCAGGGUUCCUCAUAAACUUGCGAUGCUGCUUGACGUAACUAUUCAGCUCCGGCAAUCAUAUUCCGAGGACAUCACCGAUAUCCUGGCAGAAAAUGCAGACAAGGACUCCAACGACAGGCAUGCCUUUUUUCUUGCGACACUGAAAACUGUGCGCCGUAUCUUGAGCUCGCAAAUGCCUGCUGCAGUACCUGGUCGCACCAAGGAGCCGAAGAACAUCAUCGAGAUUCUCAACAUGUUCGAGCAUUUGGAACUAGAAGAGCCUUCUGAAACCUUUAGAAACGCCCCUGACGUUGUGCCCGUGAAUGAGCCAAUCUACAAAGCUGAACGGCCGAACGAAUCGGAGGAAGACUUCUUCGCGCUGCAUCUAUUGCUUCUCGAUCUCGCCAAAUUACGGACUGAAGUUUCUCACGCAUGGGCAGGGUACAAGCAGGGCGCUCAUGAUCUCAUAGCCGCCUCUAUCACGACCAAUACUGCCGUCGACCUGGCUCGCUCGAUGGUUGAUGAAUCUAAAACCACUUUCAGCAAACAUGGUGGCGUAUUGAGAAUGCUGCAGAUCUAUUACGCUUCUCAGUGUAUUGCUGCCGGUACGACAGAGGCACACAAGCAGAGACCCGGAGAUCCCAUGAAUUUUGCCAUGUACAAAGUCGCUGAUUCCCUUAUGUGGCCGGCAUUUUUACUUCUAGACGCAUUUACCAGGAUGCACAAAGUCAACGCGCACCCAGAGAUGAAGGCAGGGUAUUAUGGCACUUACAACCCUCUCUCCAACCGCGACAGGAAAAACGACAGAGACAAAUUUAACGAAGAUCAAAUCCUGCUACUCGAGAUGUUACCUGAAUUCUAUUUCCACUGCGAUUUUGUAACGAAGCGCGCACCACCUCCAGUUGAAGAUGAGUUCACUCGCGAAUUGCGAACAAUGUUCAAAACAAAGCAAGUCACUCUCCCACUUGUGUUCGCAGCUACUUUGUUUCUCGACAUUCAUCACAUACUACGCGGAGAAGUAGACAAUGGCUUCAAGAGACUCACAGCCGCGACCCACUUCGUCACUGGCGACAUUGAGGAGGAGCUUAAAUUUCACAAGGAUAUCAGCAUGGAUACGUGGCCAAAGCAGAAUGACGAUUUCAUGCAGCAGUUUGUCGACACCAUCGAGUUCUGGGUGCACAAAGACCAAGAACGCGAAAUAGCUCCAAAACUGAACCGCAUCAAUACUCCGCCGCCUUUCCACCUAUUUCGACAGCACCCAUGGUCGUGCGGCCUUUGGAAAUAUUGGGCGCAGAUGCAAUUCCACGAGCUCAGCAUUGUUUUCGUCAAUGCCUGGGGAUCUGUCAUGUCCUGUGCACAUCUCUACAAUGCUGUCCAAGGAGGCAGUGUCCGAGAAAUGAUGUGGAAAGACCUAGACAUCGUGGUCGGCAUGCAGGAGCCGAAGACCAUCUUCACGGGUGACGCACCAAAAUCGUCUGAUGAUUGCUUAAGGCGUUUCGCUCUCGCUAUGGGUGCUUCCGCUGCUAGCCUAGCCAAAUCAACACGCACCAAGAGAGGCCUGACCUUGUCUAAGCGUGGCCCGAAGGGAUUCAAACAGCUGGGUGCAACUUUGCAAACAUUCCGCAGCCGCAUCUGUGAUGUAAAUGGGCCAAAAGAUAUCCGAGCUGAGGACGUGCAAAAGAUUCUUGAGAGCAGUAAUUGGGAUUAUGAGCUCGAUGACAACGAUCGCGCGCAAACAGUGUACAAGGAUAUAGGCGAAGCUUCCCGGAAGGCGCCUGCGAAACAGCUUUCUGUCGCCAAAUGUGUUGGCCUUAUUCGCGACCUGCUCAACGCCGAGAUGGUUGAGAUUGCGUACGACUAUCUCAGGCUGCACCGACAGUGCUGGCGUCUGCUGCGUGCUGUGAAGGAUGCUUGCCGAGACGACUUUAUUCGCAUUUUCGGGCCUGACUACAUGCAGAAGGAGAGUCAACUGCCUUUUGUGGUGGGCUACGUCUUGUUGACGGCCAGCAACAGCCAGCAGCUUGGCGAGCUACUGAUCGCAAAGCAACCUGGCAUCGAGAUCACCAGUAAAGUACUGAACGAUGCCAAGGAGGUCGUCAAAGCUAUGGUUGAAUCGGGAGCUGGUGGUCUGAUUGUAGACCACAUUCUUCCUCAAGGACUCGAUAUGCAUAUCGACUUCGAAGUGGAAACCGAGUUGUGA